AUGCCACUGCAGCCUUCAGCAGAAGUAUGCCGACGAGUGACAGCACCAUGCCUCGGGCAGCAGGACCAGGCGGCCUCGAAUGAGCGAGCCCAUGUUCAGCAAGAUGUCAAUGUGCGACUGCAGUACCUCAAGGAUGACCCGAUCUACAAGAAGCAGAAGCCGCUUCAGAUCACGCCGAACUUCUUGGACACAGAAAAGAAGACCAACGUGGGACUGGCCCCUGGCCAGCCGGAGACCAUUCAUGAUGUACGUGGACGCAUGGACCAGUUCUCACUGGACAGCCAUGGGUUUCAGUACGUACAUGCGCCUACAUCUCUCACGGAAUGGGCGUCUCAGCCGAAGAUCGCAAAGGCCUACCUACCUGAUCUGGAGCAGCUGCUCAAGCGAGAAGUCGCUGGUUGCGACGAGAUCAUAUUCUACGAUGCGAGGAUUCGCCACUCAGACGAAGCUGGCCUGCGGAUCGAUGGCCUCUCGUACAAUCCUUUCGCUAGGCAAGUGCACACAGACAAUACCGAGAAGAGUGUCCUACAUAAGAUACGCAAUCUCACCGAGAUCAAGGCCGACUACCUUUUGAGUGGACGUGCUCGUAUUAUCAACAUAUGGCGGCCAAUCAAGCAUCCAGUAUAUGACUGCGGGCUUGCAGUCGCCGAUGGUGGUAAGCUCCGGCAGGAUGAUGUGAUAGAGUGCGAUCGACAUCGGCAUGACACCAACGAAUUCUGGGAUACUAUGGGAGUUAUCCAAUACAGACCAGGCUUCGAAUGGUACUACAUGUCCGAGCAGGACGAGCAAGACGUACUUCUGUUCAAAACAUACGACAGCGACACUGGCAUCAAAACGCGAACAUGCCUCCAUACUGCCUUCGAUCUACCAUCCGUGCCCGAGAAUGCUCCCACGCGAGAAAGCAUAGAGGUCCGAGCUUUGAUUUUUACAUAUCCUACCACUAGCCAGAGACCGUUCGGCGCAUGGACUAUGCCUCAGCCACUCGCGGAGAGUCUAGAGCAAGGCCAUCUCAAGCGGGUGGACGUGGAGCACAACAUCACUGACUGCCCUCGAAACGACAUAGACGAGGGUAACGAGAUCAAAGCCGCCAUGCUGCUACUCCGGAAACAAGAAAUACAGAGGCUCGAGACGGAGCUUGAGCACGCUCGCAAGCAAAUCUCCAUAUAUGGGAGGUGGACCGAGGCAUUACAGAGUCAGAUCAGAGACCUUAAUGCGAAGCUCAAGCAAAGCGAGUUCGAUUUGAGGCUCGAGAACCAAGGGCUACGAGCUCAGCUAGUUGAUGUCCAACUGCGUCAUGGCCAUGUCAAUGUCAGUGAUGAUGAACGAACGAUACUGCACCAGCAACUAGAACGAGCACAGUACGAAGUGCAAAAGUGGCGGGCUGAAGCUAUGGGCUAUGGCAAUGAUGCGGUCAGUCGAGUCUGGCAAGGCAGCGUCGACGAAGCUAUUCGACGAGAACGUGAGAAAGAUGCCGUCGUCAUCAACAGUCUACGAGCUGAGCUUGAAGGCCUAAGAAUUGCACAGGCUUCGUAG
Molecule: messenger RNA, 1533 nt
Organism: Fulvia fulva
Lineage: Eukaryota; Fungi; Ascomycota; Dothideomycetes; Mycosphaerellales; Mycosphaerellaceae
Product: Fe(II)/2-oxoglutarate-dependent dioxygenase
Exons: 1
Coding region: 1-1533 (510 amino acids)
Molecular function (GO): oxidoreductase activity
Source: RefSeq, a predicted model, not a curated record